AACCACCAGCAGUCGGCUGUGUACUUCUAUAUAUUGAACAUGUCUUCGCGCGAGGAAAUUUACACUAUUAUGGUUAUGAGCAGUGCAGCUCUCGUGAUGGGUAGUUUGGCUAAAAAAAAGAGGAAGCAAAGGCGUUGGUGGCAUACCGACUUAUAUAAAAAACGCAGCGGCACGGAACUGAUUAUCGACAUGAAAUCACAAGAAAUGAGCGGCCAAUAUAAAAACUUCACGCGUAUGUCGCCUUCAGAUUUUGAGAAUUUAUUGCAGAAGAUUGGCCCCCAAAUUUCGAAAGAGGAAACUUAUUUUCGCACUCCAAUAUCCGCUCAAGACAGACUAGCGGUAACACUUCGGUUCCUUGCUACGGGUGAUUCAUUUGUUAGCCUCCAGUACCUAUUUAGGAUUUCCAAGCAGUCCAUUGGACGUAUAGUACCACAAGUCUGCGCAGCACUUGUGACGGAAUUGCAGGGUUAUAUUAAGUUACCCACGACUCCUGCAGCUUGGACGGAAGUUGCCAAGAUAUUUGAAACACGUUGGAAUCUGCCUCACUGUGUUGGUGCCAUCGACGGCAAACACGUUGUUUUACAAGCUCCUGUGAACUCUGUUGAUGGCAAUUAUAACUUUAUGUUUGCUGACGUGGGAUGCCAAGGCAGAAUUUCAGAUGGGGGAGUUUUUAAGGCGAGUAAAUUACAUCGAAUGCUUGCAGAAAACACAUUGGGACUUCCAUUACCAGAAGAACUACCGGGGCGUAGUAUGCAAAUACCUUAUUUCUUUGCAGGCGAUAGUGCCUUUGCUUUAAGUGAAAAUCUCAUGAAACCAUACGCAGGAGACUUCGCUAAAGGAACUCCUCAAAGAAUUUUCAAUUAUCGAUUGAGUAGGGGCCGUCGAAUAGUAGAGAACGCCUUCGGUAUUUCAAGUGCCGUGUUUAGGGUCUUAAGAAGACCAAUGCUUUUGAAGCCCGAAACAACGGAAUUGGUAGUAAUGACGACCAUCCUGUUACAUAAUUAUCUUAGAACGCAUUCACCUAAUCUGUAUGCACCUGUUGGCUUAUUAGACAAUGAAAUGGAGGGGAAUUUAAUCGAAGGGUCAUGGAGGAAAGAAGGAGAUAUGACGUCUAUGUUGCCGCUAAUAAAUGUUCCUCGAAGAUCCACCAAUUACUGUUCCAGAAUUAGGGAUGAAAUAGCUGAUUAUUUUAUUAAGGAAGGAUUUUUAGAAUGGCAAAACCAAUAUGCUUAA
Photinus pyralis (common eastern firefly) is the source of this 1233-nucleotide messenger RNA. Its product is annotated as protein ALP1-like. The coding region runs from base 40 to 1233 and encodes 397 amino acids. Lineage: Eukaryota; Metazoa; Arthropoda; Insecta; Coleoptera; Lampyridae. The transcript has 4 exons. The record is from RefSeq and is a predicted model, not a curated record.